This is a messenger RNA of Anolis carolinensis (green anole), 1294 nucleotides long. It is a transcript of the gene skic8, whose product is annotated as SKI8 subunit of superkiller complex. Bases 203 to 1120 code for a protein of 305 amino acids. Lineage: Eukaryota; Metazoa; Chordata; Lepidosauria; Squamata; Anolidae. Gene Ontology annotation, cellular component: Cdc73/Paf1 complex. Gene Ontology annotation, molecular function: protein binding. The transcript has 11 exons. The record is from RefSeq and is a predicted model, not a curated record.
CAGGUGGCAGCAAAGAGCGUUCAGCUGUUCUUCUCUAUGGAAAAAAAGGGCGCUCUGGUUAUGACGUCAUUAGAAAGCGCCGGAAGCGCCAAGCAGGAGGUAGAGUGGCCGUGGGUGAAACCUUGUGAGUGUAGACGCACCAAGAGCUGAGAAUCCGUCCUCUUUCAGUCCAUCUCCAUGAAUAUUCUCUUCGCAUGAAGCCAUGACGACUCAGUACAGUAUUCUCUUCAAGCAAGAACAAGCACACGACGAUGCCAUUUGGUCUGUCGCUUGGGGGAGAAACCGGAGUGAUGGGACGGAGACGGUUAUUUCAGGAUCUCUGGAUGAUUUAGUGAAAGUCUGGACAUGGAACGAGGAGAAGCUGGACCUGAAGUGGACCCUGGAAGGCCAUCAGCUGGGAGUGGUUUCGGUGGACAUCAGCCACACCGGCACCGUGGCAGCGUCCAGUUCCUUAGACGCACACAUCCGCAUUUGGGACUUGGACUCCGGCAAACAGAUCAGGUCCAUCGACGCAGGGCCAGUCGAUGCCUGGUCGCUGGCUUUUUCACCCGAUUCCCAGUAUGUUGCAACUGGGAGCCACAUCGGGAAAGUCAACAUUUUUGGGGUUGAGACUGGGAAGAAGGAAUAUUCCUUGGACACCAGGGGCAAAUUCAUCCUCAGUAUUGCAUACAGCCCAGACGGAAAAUAUUUAGCCAGUGGUGCCAUCGAUGGCAUUAUCAAUAUUUUUGAUAUUGCAACCGGAAAGCUUCUGCAUACGCUAGAAGGCCACGCCAUGCCAAUCCGCUCCUUAACAUUUUCCCCUGACUCUCAGUUGCUGGUCACAGCUUCAGACGAUGGCUACAUCAAGAUUUAUGAUGUGCAACAUGCAAACCUGGCAGGUACGCUGAGCGGCCACGCAUCCUGGGUAUUAAACGUUGCCUUUUGUCCUGACAACAGCCACUUCGUUUCCAGUUCCUCAGACAAAACCGUCAAAGUGUGGGACGUGCCUUCAAGAACCUGUGUCCAUACCUUCUUCGAUCAUCAAGACCAGGUCUGGGGAGUACAAUACAAUGGGAACGGCUCCAAAAUAGUCUCCGUGGGCGACGACCAAGAAAUCCAUGUUUACGACUGUCCCGUUUAAUAGUUCCGGUUUGAAGACUGUGUAUGUAGCUUUCUUCACAAGUGUCUAUUUUCAUAAUUCAACAUUAUUUUAGAUUUUGUGUUCGGGAAUUUCGCUGUUUUAUGUUAUAAACCAAAUGCUUACCGUAUUAAGAUGCAGUUGGUUUUUUUCCCCCCAAUUAAAAAUUAAAUAAUG